This is a messenger RNA of Tachyglossus aculeatus (Australian echidna), 2532 nucleotides long. It is a transcript of the gene ARHGAP15, whose product is annotated as Rho GTPase activating protein 15. Gene Ontology annotation, cellular component: cytoplasm. The coding region runs from base 24 to 1421 and encodes 465 amino acids. Gene Ontology annotation, biological process: regulation of GTPase activity; signal transduction. The record is from RefSeq and is a predicted model, not a curated record. The transcript is spliced from 13 exons. Lineage: Eukaryota; Metazoa; Chordata; Mammalia; Monotremata; Tachyglossidae.
AGAGGCCAGCCGAUGCCGGCGUCAUGGCCUCGAAACCGAUCCCUGCCCAUCAGAGCUCGGGAGCCGUCCAGAUGAGGAUCAAAAACGCCAACAGCCACCAUGACAGGCUGAGCCAAAGCAAAUCCAUGAUCCUGUCUGAUGGCGGCAAAGUCAUUGAGCCAAUAUCACGCCACAGAAGGAAUCAAUCUCAGCACAUCCUGAAGGAUAACUUCACGCCUUUGGAACAGUUGAUGGUUGUAAAAGAAGGGUAUCUUCAAAAAGCUAAAAUUGCAGAUGCGGGCAAGAAGCUGAGGAAAAACUGGUCCACCUCAUGGAUUGUCCUCUCCCCUGGGAAAAUUGAAUUCCACAAAGAGACCAAACCCACCACUGGUAUCAACCUGAAAACUGGACACAAAGCAGAAUUGGUGGACCUGUGUGGGGCUCAGAUCGAAUGGACCCCGGAGAAAUCCAGCAAGAAGAACGUCUUCCAGAUCACCACGGUGUCAGGGAACGAGUUCCUCCUUCAGUCAGAUAUCGACUUCAUCAUAUCGGAUUGGUUCCAUGCCAUCAAAAAUGCAAUUGACAAAUUGCCAAAGAAUCCCGGCUUUGGGCCCCAGAAUCGGGAGUUCAAAAUCCAACGAUCCUCCAGCACCGAACUGCUGAGCCACGUCGAUCCGGAGGUGAGGGAGCAGAAACCCGAACACCGAAAAUCUUUAAUUUUCCGACUGAACCACAGCAUUUCUGACAUCAACGACAAGAACCGAACGAAAAGCAGAUUGAAGAAGUUCAUCACCCGGAGGCCUUCUCUGAAAACCCUGCAAGAGAAAGGCCUGAUCAAAGAUCAAAUCUUUGGCUCCCACCUGCAUGCCGUGUGUGAAAGGGAAAACUCCACCGUCCCCAGUUUUGUGAAGCAAUGCAUAGAGGCAGUGGAAAAAAGAGGUCUGGAUGCUGAUGGAAUAUAUCGAGUUAGCGGAAACCUGGCAACAAUACAGAAGUUGCGAUUUAUUGUCAAUCAAGAAGAGAAGCUGAAUUUGGACGACAGCCAGUGGGAGGACAUCCACGUUGUCACUGGUGCACUGAAGAUGUUUUUCCGGGAGCUCCUCGAGCCGCUGUUUCCCUUCUGUUUCUUCGAACGUUUCAUGGAGGCCAUCAAAAAGCCAGACCACAGAACGCGAGUGGAAUCCGUCAAGGAGCUGGUGCAGAAACUGCCCCCACCCAAUCGCGAUACGAUGAGCACCCUGUUUGCGCAUCUGCGGAAGAUAGUGGCCAACGCCUCCAAGAAUCUCAUGUCCACGCAGAGCUUGGGAAUAGUCUUCGGGCCGACCCUGCUCUGGCCCGAGAAGGAGUCCGGAAACAUCGCCGUGCACAUGGUGUAUCAAAACCAAGUAGUCGAACUCAUGCUGAGCGAGUACACCGAGAUCUUUGGCGUGCAGGAAGACUGACAGGCGAGGGCUUGUUUUGGGGAAACGUUCACAUCUGCCUCAACGCCUAAUAUUUUUACAUCUCUGUAAACAUAUUUCCGAAAGAUUUUGAUUUUUCUCUCGAGCGACAGAUGCCUCGCUUUUCAGAACCUCAACGCCGAUUGAGCGUCGGAGACACAAGCGUGAAGAGGACGCGACUGGUGAUAUUUGCUUAACCGUGCUGCAUAUUAACCCUGUGGGGGCUUGGACGUUCCAGAACCGUGUCAUUGCUGAGCUGAGGAACUUCAGGAAUGCUGGGUGGAAAGCGGGUUUCCAAAGACAAACUGCAGGGCUGCUCAGACACCCUCUGAGGCCCUGUCCUUGAAUCCACGGGGAAUUAACCAGGUCUGGAGAGACCAAGAAGUCCCGGAUACCGGUUGCCGAAAAGAAGGAGAAGCCAGAUUUUGAGCUGGAUUUCAUUUUGAAGGACAGUCUUUUGCUGUUCAGCCGCCUUCAGGGUGAAAGUGUUUCCGAACACGAUUCACAACAAUUUUUUUUCCAAGAAGAGAUGACGAGUCAAAGUGGUGGGCCACGGGCUUGGCUGACUGUCAUUCUGUGAGCAUCAUCAUAUCAAAAAUCAAAACAGUAUCGGAACACAUCUAUUUUAUCCUUGACCCUCUCCAGGAAUGGCAUGAAUGCCCCCGUUUAAUGCUGGCAUCCAUUUUGAUUCUUCCUCACAGCAUAUGGCUUCUCUUCCCCACUGAUUCUCUUCCAAGUGCUUAGCAUAGUGCUCUACAACCAGUAAGCAUUCAGUGAAUACUAUUGAUUGGUUGAUUUUUUUGAUGCUCUGUUCCACAGAAAUGUUGUAAUUCUCCUGAGGAAAGUUUCUCUGUAAAUUAAAUUGAAUCCUAGAGAGAAUGGGAAGAAAAAUAGCAUGCUUUCUCAUAAGAUUGAACUGGAGGAAAUGUGAAUAAGUUUAUGCUUUUGACAACGUUUCAGUGUUUCGAACGGAUCAAACCGUGUUUUCUUUUGAACUGCGUGUUUCCAGUUAGCCUCACCUUACACUCUGUUCUGUUGAUAAAAAUGUACAUGGUGUGAUAGCUUUUUAGGCAAGUUCAAACCAAACCAAUAAAAUUAUCCAGCAUCCUGAAGA